Molecule: messenger RNA, 733 nt
Organism: Nicotiana tabacum (common tobacco)
Lineage: Eukaryota; Viridiplantae; Streptophyta; Magnoliopsida; Solanales; Solanaceae
Product: heat shock 22 kDa protein, mitochondrial-like
Source: RefSeq, a predicted model, not a curated record
GAAGAAAACUGCGAAAACUUGAUUUGCUGCAAAAAUGGCGUUUCGCACUGCUUUACAGAGAUUGAACUCUUCAUCAACCCUUCUCUCCAACUUCCUUAAUACAGGCCGUACUGUUUCCGUUGCGCCGUUAACAUCUCGUUUUCUGAGCUAUAAGAGUAGUCAUGUUUCCGUUGUGGACUCUAACGAAGAAAGCUUUACUAUCAAUGCACUUGGAGGUUCUUUUCCUCGCUCUGAUCAGUUCCCUAUUCAACGUGGUGCAUCUGAUCAGUACAUGGAAAACCCGUUCCAAAUUUCUGGACCUCGAGGGUCAUACGAGGCGAAGAAUGUGGAUGAGGGAAUGUUUGUGAGGAUGGAAAUGCCGGGUAUUGAUAAAGAAGAUGUGAAGGUGUGGGUUGAAUAUGGGAAUAUCUGCAUAAAAGGUGAUGGAAAGAAGGAGUCUGAGCAUGAGGACAGUGGAAGAACUUACAGUGCCAACAUUGAGAUCUGCUCGAAUUCGUUUCAGCCUCAGUAUAUGGAAGCUGAGAUGAAGAAUGGUGUUCUUAGGAUGGUAAUACCCAAGUCCAAGACUUCUCAGAAGGUGACUGGCUCUUAUGAGAUAAAAGUUAAGUAAGUCUGCUUAGGAAUAUCAUGUCAUUGGUCUCAUUAGGUGGAUAGUUAAGUAUAGAUAGAAGAUUAUUAAAAGUACUUGCGUACAGAUACCUUCUUAGAUAUUGAAAAAUCAACUCUUGCUGAG